CCUAGAAGAGCCCCACCCGAUAAGAGAAAAAAGAAUAUCAAUUUCUUUAGAUUAUUCGGUAGAAAGGAGGGGUUUUUGGUGGAGAGAGAGAGAGAAAGAGAGAGGAUUUUUUUGGGGUGUGUGAGAUAGAGAGAGGAGAAUCUGAUUGUUUGAUUUUGAGUGUUGGAGGAGAUGUACGUAGCUUCUAUGAGAAAGUCCUUCAAAGAUUCACUCAAAGUGCUCGAAGCUGAUAUCCAACAUGCUAACACUCUGGCGUCAGAUUUUCCAAGGGAUUAUGAUGGUGCCUGUCUUCAGAUGAGAAUGUCAUAUAGCCCAGCUGCCCACCUGUUUCUUUUUCUAGUUCAGUGGUCAGACUGUCACCUAGCAGGCGCGCUUGGACUGUUGAGAAUCCUAAUUUAUAAGGUUUAUGUAGAUGGCACGACCACCAUGUCUACUCAUGAAAGAAAAGCGAGUAUUAGGGAGUUCUAUGCGGUUAUUUAUCCCUCUUUAUUGCAGCUUCAAACUGGGGUCACUGAUACAGAGGAUAAGAAACAGAAGGCAGCAUGUAUGGAAAGGUUCCGAAGAAGAGACGAUGAAGAACAUAGGCAGCAGACAGAUGUUGACAUUGAAAGGGAACAGGAGUGUGGAAUAUGCAUGGAGAUGAAUACUAAGAUUGUACUGCCCAAUUGCAACCAUGCCAUGUGCUUGAAAUGUUACCGUGAUUGGCGGUCAAGGUCGCAGUCAUGCCCCUUCUGUCGAGAUAGUCUGAAGAGAGUGAAUUCUGGAGAUCUCUGGGUAUUUACUGAUAAUCGGGACAUAGUGGACAUGGCGACAGUGACGAGGGAGAACCUUAAAAGGCUUUUCAUGUACAUAGAUAAGUUGCCAGUGAUUGUUCCAGACUCCUUUUUUGACAAUUAUGAUUCUCACCUUAGAUAGGCGCAACAACAGUCUGAAUCUCCAUCUCCCAUGCUGUUUGGAUGAGUAGUAUUAAUCACAAAAGAACAUAAAAAGAAAAAAGGAAGUGCUUUGGCUUAGUUCUUUCAUCUCUUUUGUUUCCAUCACAUAAAAAGUCACUGAAAUUGAUUUGCUAAUUGCAAUUUCAGUGCCUUCUUCCCGCUUCUGGUUAGAAGAAUCCAACUUGAGUUAUUUCGUCAGUUGGUAGGUGGAGUUAAGGUCUACUAGAUCAGAGAUGGGGUUUAUAAAAUUGUAUCUACCACAUUUGUACAUUCUUGUAUAGCUUCAUAUUUACGUAUAAAAGCUUUGCAAUUUCCUCUC
Molecule: messenger RNA, 1254 nt
Organism: Hevea brasiliensis (rubber tree)
Lineage: Eukaryota; Viridiplantae; Streptophyta; Magnoliopsida; Malpighiales; Euphorbiaceae
Product: E3 ubiquitin-protein ligase AIRP2
Exons: 5
Coding region: 172-915 (247 amino acids)
Biological process (GO): protein ubiquitination
Molecular function (GO): ubiquitin protein ligase activity
Source: RefSeq, a predicted model, not a curated record